Artibeus jamaicensis (Jamaican fruit-eating bat) is the source of this 1874-nucleotide messenger RNA. It is a transcript of the gene CCDC137, whose product is annotated as coiled-coil domain containing 137. The transcript has 6 exons. The coding region runs from base 53 to 904 and encodes 283 amino acids. Lineage: Eukaryota; Metazoa; Chordata; Mammalia; Chiroptera; Phyllostomidae. The record is from RefSeq and is a predicted model, not a curated record.
UGGUGGGGCGGGACCUAGCACAAGUGUCUUCUUCAGGUACCGCGGCGUGCAGAUGGCGCGAGCCGGACGCCGAGCGACGGUCCCCACGGGCACAGCGGGACCUGCAGGCCCGGGGCGGCCGCAAGGGCGGCGGCAGCAACCGCAGGGGAAGCAGCGCUCAGCGCCGUGGCCCAGGCCGCGCAGCAAAGAGAAGAAGAAAGUGAAUUGCAAGCCCAAGAACCAGGAUGAACAGGAAAUCCCUUUCCGGCUUCGAGAGAUUAUGAAGAGUCGCCAGGAAAUGAAAAACCCUGUCAGUAACAAGAAGAGAAAGAAAGAGGCCCAGGCGGCCUUCAGGAGGACACUGGAGAAGGAAGCGCAGGGCGUGGACCCGGACAUCGCAGUCCCCAAGUUCAAGCAGAGGAAGGGGGAGCCCGACCGGGCCUACGUCCAGCGCAUGGAGCAGGAGGCCCAGCACGUGCUCUUCCUCAGCAAGAACCGGGUGGACCAGCAGCCUGAGGCGCAGGCGGCUCCCAAGGAGAAGUCGGAGCGGAAGAAAGCGUUCCAGAAGCGGCGACUGGAUAAAGUCCGGCGGAAAAAGGCGGAAAAGGCAGUGGAGAGGCUGGAGCAGGAGCUGCUCCGAGACACGGUGAAGUUCGGCGAGGUCGUCCUGCAGCCCCCAGAGCUGACCGCCAAGCCCAGGACGAGCGUGAGCAGGGGACAGCCCAGCAAGAAGUCACUGAUCCUGGGGACGCUUUUGAGCCCUGGCGGUGGGCCCCAGCCUCCGACGGCCUCGAUGGCUCGGCAGCGGAUCCUGGCGGAGGAGAGAGCGAGAGCUGUGCGGGCCUACAGGGCGAUGAAGACACUGCAGCGGGAGCGGCGGGAGGCUCAGUCAGCCCGCCCCCCUCCCAGGAAGAAGCCCGCGUGAUGAUGGCGGGAGACUCUGGGAGAGCAGGCAGGGGGUGGGGGGGGGCGCCCAGGGAUUGAAGUCCUUUCCCUGGACAGAGCCCAGGAUGCAGAGCCUGGGGCACCAGCUCCCAAGUUCCAGAAGGGGCUUCAGGGCCCGCUGUCCUUUUUCCCUCCUUGGACACUGCUUUCCUGACUAUCGCCAGGCCCGUGUCUCACACUGGACACCAUCUGCCCAGACCCCGUCAGGGGGCAGUGCCUGGAUGAGACAGCUGGUCACACCCAGCGUCAUUCCCAGGAGCCUGGCACUGCCCCCACUGCUGUCCCGAACACGGGUCCAGGCUGAGACAGACACAAGCCAAUCCCAUCACCCUGCCCCUAACAGCCAACUAACUGUAGACGCUGUGGACUGGGGUGGAGCCAGUCCAUCACAGGCUGCCCUGGGUCCCACAGAGCAGCACGGCCAGGGACACGAGGCAGGGAGCAGAGAGCCCAGGGUGAGGGCUGGUCAGGGCUCAGGGCGGGCCACUGCCGAGUCCCCAGAGCGUUUUCACGGGGAGCCAUUUUUUGAGGAGGGUCACCCUGGCCUUGCGGUGGUCACCUGCAGUGGCCACUAAGGUUGGUGUGUGGACUUGGGAUUUUACCAUAAAUCCCAGCAGACCUCGGGGGUUGGUUUUUUGUUUUUCAGUUUUUGGAGGUUUGUGGUUAGCAUGAGUUGCCUGGUAUUUGGCCAGUGGAAGAUACUGGUUUUUUGACACUGGUCUGAGCCUCAGGUUGACAAUGCUCCCACACGAAGUGCUCCUUCUGACUCUGUGAGGGGUGCAGCACUGACCUGGGGCGCCCCAGCCGGGUUGCGGAAGUGCUCACCGACUCGGGAGUUGUUGAUUCCAGACCACUUUUGCAGACAGGUCUCAAAAAUACAGAAAACAAAACUGUAACUUCAGACAUCUGGGUUUACGUUGUUUUUCUGCUAUUAAAGUUUGAUGAGUUUC